AUGAUGAUGACUGAAAGUGAGAGAAAACGGAGGAUUGAAAGGAGGAAGGAGACGUUGUUCAAGCAAGCUAAAGAGCUUUGUGUGUUGUGCGAAGUGGAGGUUGGGAUUGCAAUGUUUAGUCCCAGUGAGGGAGGAGGUCCGAUUGUUUGGCCUUCUCUGGAAGAAGCGAGGAAGAAAUUGUUGGAGUUUUGGGCGCUUCCGGAGGUGGAGAGAGUGAGAAAGAUGGUGACCCAUGAGAGGGUUUUGACGGAUUGGGUUAAUGAUGAGAUGAGGAAGAUGCAGAAGAGGGAGAAUGAAGUGGAGAGGAAGGAGAUGAAUGUGGUGAUGAAUCAGGUCAUCCAGGGACAAAGGAGAUUGGAGGAGAUGGAUGCAAGGGAGCUUUUAGGUUUGUAUACUUUGGCUAAUGAGAAGAUGCAGGAGCUGGAGAAGAGGAAGCAAGAUCUGCUGAAGCUGCAGCAGAAUGUCGACCACGGCGGCUCUUACUACGCUCCUCCGCCAGCACCGGCGCCGGAUUCUGCAUCUUGGUUCGUUCCGGCCAUGGCGGCUCCGCCGGCUCUCCACGGCGGCGGUGAGGGUAGCCAUCAUGUAGGCUCAUCCUCGACUAACAAUGGCGGUGGUGGUAAUAAUUAUGGUCAUCAACUUCCUGAUUUCGAUCAAGUUUGGCCUUUCAACUUCCCAUCAUCUUUCUAA
Messenger RNA from Ipomoea triloba (trilobed morning glory), 690 nucleotides. RefSeq names its product agamous-like MADS-box protein AGL103. The coding region runs from base 1 to 690 and encodes 229 amino acids. Lineage: Eukaryota; Viridiplantae; Streptophyta; Magnoliopsida; Solanales; Convolvulaceae. Gene Ontology annotation, molecular function: DNA-binding transcription factor activity, RNA polymerase II-specific; protein dimerization activity; RNA polymerase II cis-regulatory region sequence-specific DNA binding. The transcript has a single exon. The record is from RefSeq and is a predicted model, not a curated record. Gene Ontology annotation, biological process: regulation of transcription by RNA polymerase II.